Messenger RNA from Danaus plexippus (monarch butterfly), 6666 nucleotides. RefSeq names its product sodium leak channel NALCN-like. The record is from RefSeq and is a predicted model, not a curated record. Lineage: Eukaryota; Metazoa; Arthropoda; Insecta; Lepidoptera; Nymphalidae. The coding region runs from base 157 to 5517 and encodes 1786 amino acids. Gene Ontology annotation, biological process: transmembrane transport; monoatomic ion transport. The transcript is spliced from 35 exons. Gene Ontology annotation, molecular function: monoatomic cation channel activity. Gene Ontology annotation, cellular component: membrane.
GAAUGGGACUAAGACAAUAUAUUAAAAGGAUUUUUACUAACAACAAAAUUGUAAAUAAUUUUAUUCUUCCAGCUGGUGCCACUUUUAAACAUGGAAAUUUUUCUCCGAUAUAAAUAUAAACCUUUAUUCAAAAUACGAUAGCAAACAAUUUUGUAAAUGACUUUAAAUAUUGGACAGAAAACUUUUGUUAAGAACUAUAUCACAAUGCUUGGGCGAAAGCAAAGUCUGAAAGGAGAACCUGUACUUGCCGACUAUGGCCCAGAAGAGUCAUUAAAUGAGAGCGCCGAUAUUGAGUGGGUGAAUAAGCUAUGGGUUAGAAGAAUUUUACGUUUCUGUGCUUUACUUAGUUUGAUGUCGGUUUCAUUUAAUACACCAAAGUCCUUUGAAAAAUAUCCCUAUCUUCAGACUGUAACUUUUGCUGUGGAUUGCUGUGUAACUCUUUUGUUUACUGCUGAAAUGAUUGCCAAAAUGCAUAUAAGAGGAAUUUUGAAGGGAGAUGUAGCAUACUUGAAAGACCACUGGUGCCAAUUUGAUGCUUCCAUGGUGUUCUUUUUGUGGGUGUCCGUUUUACUCCAAAUGUUUGAGCUGACUGGAAUAGUGCCAAGAUAUAGUUAUUUGAGUAUACUCCGAGCACCUAGGCCUCUUAUAAUGAUCCGCUUUCUCAGAGUAUUUCUUAAAUUUUCAAUGCCAAAGUCUAGGAUUAACCAAAUAUUUAAGAGGUCCAGCCAACAGAUCUACAAUGUAACAUUAUUUUUCUUGUUUUUUAUGUCUCUGUAUAGCUUGUUGGGAGUUCAAUUUUUUGGUGAGCUCACCCAUCACUGUGUAAGGAACACAACAGAUCCUAAUGAAAUCACUAUAAACUCUUUGGCCAUCCCUGAUACAUUUUGCUCACCUGAAGCAAAUUCAGGCUAUCAGUGUCCACCAGGAAUGAAAUGCAUUAAACUUAAUUUAUCUAAAUACAUUAUGGGUUUCAAUGGUUUUGAAGAAUUUGCAACCAGUCUGUUUACUGUUUAUCAAGCUUCUUCUCAAGAAGGUUGGGUUUUUAUUAUGUAUAGAGCCAUUGAUUCCUUACCUACCUGGAGAUCAGCUCUUUAUUUCAGCACAAUGAUUUUCUUCUUGGCUUGGCUUGUGAAGAAUGUGUUCAUAGCUGUCAUCACUGAGACAUUCAAUGAGAUAAGAGUUCAAUUUCAACAAAUGUGGGGUGUCAGAAAUCCUAUUACUAAAGGUAGCACCACACAGUUUUUCACUGGAGAUGACAAUGGAUGGAAAUUGGUUACUAUUGAUGAAAAUAAACAUUCUGGUAGUGCACCAGAAAUUUUUCAUAAAAUGUUAAGAUCCGCAUAUUUUCGGCUCAUUGUAAUGGGCGUGGUUCUAGCAAAUGGAAUUAUAACCGCUACUAUGAAUUUCAAGCAUGAUGACAAUCCGAGAGAAUUCUUUUAUGAGAAAUACUAUUAUAUCGAGAUUGCGUUCACAAUAUUUUUGGAUUUAGAAGCUCUUAUUAAAAUAUGGUGCUUGGGAUGGAAAGGUUACUUUAAACACUCAGUCCACAAAUUUGAAUUACUUUUAGCCAUCGGUACUUCUAUUCAUAUAAUACCACAGCUGUAUAUGUCAGGAUUUACAUACUUUCAAGUUCUUCGUAUUGUACGUCUAAUAAAAGCAUCGCCGUUGUUGGAAGGAUUUGUUUACAAGAUUUUUGGUCCAGGAAAGAAAUUGGGAAGUCUUAUAAUAUUUACCAUGUGUUUGCUGAUCAUAAGCUCAUCUAUUUCAAUGCAGCUCUUCUGCUUCCUUUGCGAAUUUACUAAAUUUGAGACAUUUCCUGAGGCUUUUAUGUCUAUGUUCCAAAUAUUAACCCAAGAAGCGUGGGUCGAAGUCAUGGACGAGACGAUGGUUCGAACGAGUCAGACCUUAACUCCUCUUGUUGCGAUAUACUUUAUAUUGUACCACCUGUUUGUAACACUGAUUGUGCUAUCACUUUUCGUAGCAGUAAUUUUGGACAAUCUAGAACUCGAUGAGGACAUCAAGAAGUUAAAACAGCUGCGCUAUAGACAACAGAGUGCUGAAAUAAAGGAGAGCUUGCCGUUCCGUUUGAGGAUAUUUGAGAAGUUCCCCGAUAGUCCGCAGAUGACCAAAUUACACAAAGUGCCAGGAGACUUUAAUUUACCAAAAGUUCGGGAGUCGUUUAUGCGUCAGUUUGUAUGUGACCUUGACGUCGAGGAGGAGGUCGCGGGGGGGCCGGGGUCCGCGGGGGGUGGAGGCCGGACCACUGGCGACAUCUCACGCCGAGCCAUAGAGUACAUCGGAGUAGACAAGAUAGCCUUCCCAUAUAGAAAGCGUUGUCUGGUGAAGACGCUGACAGUGGCGCCACCAUCACAGAGACCCAGCGCAGCGUUGCGAAAACAUGUCGUUGCUUCUAUUAUUAACGACUCUAAUAAUCACCGUCGUCUGGUUCUCGGUGAUUCCGCCAUGUUAGCAACGGGAGGUAAAUCCGGAUUGAAGUCUCAAGGCACUGUGUCCAGCGCUAAACAACUUCGAGUUGAUCAAAAAAAAUUCGGUUCAAGAUCUAUCCGCAGAUCUGUCCGCAGCGGUUCGAUCAAGCUGAAGCAGACGUACGAACACCUCCUGGAGAAUGGUGACAUCGGGGCAGCCUCCCGCGUGGUACCCUCGUCCCGCGCUCGCCCGCCGUACCUCGAUAUACGACUGCUGCAGGCCAAGAGGCAGCAGGCUGAGAUGAGACGAAAUCAACGUGAAGAAGAUCUCCGUGAGAAUCACCCUCUAUUCGACACGCCGUUGCUGAUAGUUCCAAGGGAGUCACGUUUUCGAAAAAUUUGUCGCGCCAUCGUCGACGCCAGAUACGACGCGAGACUGAGGGAUCCCGUCACAGGGAAUGAGAGAAAAGUUCAUUAUAAGAGUUUCCAUAACUUCCUCGGUCUGGUGACCUACCUCGACUGGGUGAUGAUCAUGGUCACCACAUUAUCCUGUUUAUCAAUGAUGUUUGAGACUCCUACGUAUAGAGUUAUGGAAAAUUUCGUACUUCAGAUAGCUGAAUAUGGGUUCGUCGUGUUUAUGAGUCUCGAGCUGGCUCUUAAGAUUCUAGCGGACGGCCUCUUCUUCACGCCCAAGGCAUAUCUAAAGGACGCUGCCGCCGGGCUCGAUGUCUUUAUUUAUGUUGUAUCGUUGACCUUCCUCUGCUGGAUGCCGGUACGCGUGCCGCCUGGCAGCCCUGCCCAGAUGCUCAUGAUACUCCGCUGCGUUCGUCCGCUGCGCAUCUUCACGCUCGUGCCUCAUAUGCGUAAAGUCGUCUACGAACUCUGCCGCGGCUUCAAAGAGAUCCUAUUGGUAUCGACGUUACUCAUUCUGCUGAUGUUUGUGUUCGCGAGCUAUGGAGUACAAUUGUAUGGUGGAAGGCUAGCUCGCUGUAACGACCCAACAAUAACUCGUCGGGAGGACUGCGUCGGUGUGUUCAUGAGACGUGUCUUCGUCACUAAAAUGAAGCUCAGACCCGGACCUAACGAGACGUUCCCAUCGAUGUUGGUGCCUAGAGUGUGGGCAAAUCCAAAGCGUUUCAACUUCGAUAAUAUAGGCGACGCUCUACUUACUCUCUUCGAGGUCCUGUCGUUUAAAGGUUGGCUUGACGUCCGUGACGUAUUGAUCAAAGCCCUGGGACCUGUGCACGCCAUUUACAUACACGUCUACAUAUUCUUAGGCUGCAUGAUCGGUCUAACAUUAUUUGUUGGUGUGGUUAUUGCGAACUAUUCAGAGAACAAAGGAACGGCUCUACUGACUGUCGACCAGAGGAGAUGGUGUGAUCUGAAAAAGAGAUUGAAAAUUGCUCAGCCAUUGCAUUUGCCACCUCGUCCCGAUGGCAGAAAGAUUCGUGCCUUCGCUUAUGACGUCACACAAAAUUUAUCCUUCAAAAGAGUCAUUGCCAUCGUAGUGCUUAUAAACAGCGGGUUACUAGCUGUUACUUGGUCCCGUCAUUCGAGUAACACAGAACGUCUCGCCCUGACGUCAGCUCUCCUGACGCUGGUGUUCGUAGUGGAAGUGCUCCUGAAGACGAUAGCCUUCACACCACGCGGCUACUGGCAGUCGCGUCGGAACAGAUACGACCUGCUCGUUACAGUGGCGGGAUGUAUAUGGAUAUUCAUGCAUUUUACUCUUAAGAACGACCUGUCAUACUUCGUGGGUUUCAUGGUGGUGAUCCUGCGCUUCUUCACAAUAACCGGCAAGCACACGACUCUCAAGAUGUUGAUGUUGACGGUCGGGGUGAGCGUCUGCAAGAGCUUCUUCAUUAUAUUCGGCAUGUUCCUACUGGUGUUCUUCUACGCACUCGCCGGCACCAUCGUGUUUGGGAACGUUAAAUAUGGUGAAGGAAUCGGAAGACGGGCGAACUUCAAUUCCCCUAUCCACAGUGUGGCCAUGUUGUUCCGUAUAGUGACCGGCGAGGAUUGGAACAAGAUCAUGCACGACUGUAUGGUGGCGCCGCCAUACUGCACGCCCGCCGAUAACUACUGGGAGACGGAUUGCGGAAACUUCACCGCCUCGCUGGCUUACUUCUGCACGUUCUACGUCAUUAUUACUUAUAUCGUGCUCAAUUUGCUUGUCGCUAUCAUAAUGGAAAACUUCUCGUUGUUUUAUUCGAACGAGGAAGACGCUCUUCUAUCCUACGCUGAUAUCAGAAACUUCCAGAACACCUGGAAUAUUGUAGACGUUCACCAGAAAGGUGUGAUCCCCGUGAGGAAGGUUAAAUUCAUACUACGUCUCUUGAAAGGCCGCUUGGAAUGCGAUACUCACAAGGAAAGAUUGCUGUUCAAAUACAUGUGUUACGAACUGGAACGACUCCAUAACGGAGAAGACGUCACCUUCCAUGACGUCAUUAAUAUGCUUUCCUAUCGAACGGUUGAUAUUCGUAAGUCUUUGCAAAUGGAGGAACUGCUUGCAAGAGAGGAGUUUGAGUUUCUUAUAGAGGAGGAAGUCGCCAAACAGACGAUUAGAACAUGGCUCGAAGGAUGUCUUAAAAAAAUACGAGCCAACAGCAGCAAGCAGCAGACAAGUCUUAUAGCUGGGCUGAGGAAGACCAACGAGCAGCCAGUUGACUUUGCCACAGAGAAAGAAAAAGAGAAACAGGAAGCGGAAGCUCAACAAACUGUUGCCAAUUCCGGACGUACGGAGAUCACUGAAUCGGCAUCCCAGCCUAUAAUGUCAAACGUCACGUCUUCUCUGGAUUCUCAACCGAAACGUGCCUCCGGUAAAGGGCAGUUCAAAAGAUCUGGACUACCUUCAGUAACUGUACCGAGGCCUGAAAGUCCAGUGAAGAAAUAUUUACAACCAACGCUGAGCGAUCCACAUCCAGCCCUCACUAAGAAACCAGCCCCUCCCACCGUCAAGAGCAACACUCGCGGCGCUCACACCGCUCACACACACACGCACACACAGCAGCACACACACGCACACACGAACGCGGCCCUACACGACGUGCACGCGUGGUGGGGGGCGCAGCUCGCCGCACUCGCACACUAGGCACACACACAUAAAUUGGGUUCAAGAAUGUAUACAAGCUCGUGGAUUAUACACUUCUAUAAAGUGUCUUUCUUACAUAUUACUAUUCUAUACAAUAGCAAGCUUAGAAGGAAGAACUUCUAAACGGCUCAUUGCACAGAACUGACAGACAUCACCACGGGAAGAUAAAUUUUAAUUUUCCUCCAAGUUUAAACUUCUUUGUUCCUUUUCAUUUCUGUCUCUUAUUAUAUACAUAUAUAUAACAACUAAAAACAUACUCUACUACAUUUUGUAUGUUAUAAUUCUCUAGUUUAUAUCUUAUUUAAAAAAAUAUGUUGAAUGAAAUUUAUUUAUGUAACUGUGACAUUCUUGUGUACUGAAAGUAGUGUAGAGAAAUAUAACAAUUAAUAAAAAAUUUGAAAAACCUAGUUAAAAAAAUAUAUUAAUAAAAAAAUAUAUACUUUCUAUAUCAAAAGAACAUUCGUCGUAGGGGGUGUGGUCCCGCCCUAAACUAUAUUGUUAGCUAACUUCUUAUAGUAAUAUCAACUAUUCCAAUUUAAACUUAAAUGUUGUAGAAAAUUAAUAAUUUAUUUCAUUAUUUAAUAUCCUCAGAUGAAAAAAUAACUUCAAAAGUGAAUCACAACAAUAUAAUUAUAUUAAUCAUUGCAAAUAAUGGCACAUUCCUAAAGUAAAUAAUAGUAUGAUAGUUAUCGUGAACACUAAGCAUAUGUAUCUGCCGGCUAUGGGAUAGUAGAACAGCUUGGCUCUUAGCUGUAGCGAGGCGGAGUAGGCGAGCACCGUACUGAUGUCCUCCUGGGAUGUGUCCUGGUGGAGAAACGGUCUCACACACAACUCAUGGCCCACGGAUUGAGUCCGAUGGCAUUCGUCUGACAGCCUCGCCGCCUGGAAUCGUUUUAUAACAUAUAUAUUGGACAUUGGCAAAACAUCCCACAAUUCCAACGUGAAAGGAGCCAUAGCAUAAAUAUAUAUAUUAACGUCAAAUUGUUAGCCGUUGUUUGUUUAUCUUAUACCAUAUUUAACCAUAUUUAUUAAUUAAUUGGAAGAAUAGUAGUUAAGAAUAAAACUAGAUUUUGUUUUGUUUGUCUCUGCCUAAUUAUUAUGUUUUUAAUGCACUUCAAGUACGAAAAUAAAGUUCAUGUUCAAUAUUGU